UCAUGAUCAAACACACAUUGAAUGAGAAAGGCUUCGCCAAGUCGAGCAGCGGACUUCAGGUAGCCUACCCCUGGCAUAAGUAGCAUAUUGCGUCUCAAACAAAUUAAAAAGACGACGAACGGUUCUAUGACCGAAAAUAAAUCAAUGAACGAAGCCGUUUAACCAUUUGGAGUAUACGUGUGGAAUAUCCUGAGAAAAAGAUCUGCCACUAAACGAAUAACGUUACAAUUCGAGAAAAAAUACUGCGCUCCUCUCGUGACCAACGUGAAAAGGAGAUUUCUAACGGACAUGAAGACAAAAAAGGGCAUGAUGACGUUGUCGGGCAGUGAGACGGACGACGAGGACAGCGUGGAUGCCCCCCUGGACCUGUCAUCCAGUACGGGAGGUAGCAGUGGGAAGAGGAAGAGGCGCGGGAACCUACCCAAGGAGUCGGUGCAGAUCCUCAGGGACUGGCUAUAUGAGCAUCGCUACAAUGCCUACCCCUCUGAACAGGAGAAAGCCCUACUCUCCAAGCAGACGCUGCUUUCCACACUACAGGUUUGCAACUGGUUCAUCAACGCACGUCGGCGGCUCCUCCCGGAGAUGCUGCGGAAAGACGGUAAAGACCCCAACCAGUUCACCUUCUCCCGGAAAGGCAGCAAGGGAGGCGACGGGGGCUUCUCUGACUCCAGCUCUCAGUCACCCAAGCACGCCACAGCCGCCACGGGCCCCGAGGACGGCUACGACCAGCGGGCGCUGCACCCCUCCAGCUUCGAGGCAGGUCUCCCCAGCCCCAGCGUUCUGCAGAAGGCCAUAUCGUCCCCUAAAAUGUCCCCCUCCUCCUCCCCGGGGCCCGCCACCACUGUGGCUCACCGGCCCUCUGUCAUCUGUCACACCACUGUUACCACCAUGGCCAUGCAGAAACAGGGCUCCAGCCCCCCUUCCUACCUCUCCUGCUUCCUCUCCAGCAUGAACACAGAUGGCAGUAGGGCCGCAGAGCUGCUGCAUUCCACCAGAGAGGCUCUGGGUCUUUUCAGAUGCCGGGAGGAAGGGUUGGGCCUGGGCGCCCCGGCAGUGACCACCACCCCCACCCCCAUGGAGGGUAACCUGAGCCCCCAGAGUGGGCUCUUCAACACCCCUCCCCCCACCCCCCCAGACCUCACACAGGACUUCAGUGGCUUCCAGCUCUUAGUGGAUGUGGCCCUCAAGCGGGCGGCAGAGAUGGAGCUGCAGGCUAAACAACUGGUGUCUUAGAGAGAGGGAGGGCUAAAAGGGAGGGAAAGAAAGAUGACAACCCAGUUGUUGUUGUCCCUAAAUGAACUCCUCACAUGAAUUCAGUGACUUCAGUGACUGCGCAACAAAGAACAAACACAACAAGCCUGAUAACUUCUAUUUUUGGUGUACAAAACUGUAUCAAGGUGCCUUGGCUGUUAGUUCUUUUUUUAUUUUGUCAUAUACGUGUAUGUAUGUAUGUAUGUAUCUAUGUGUAUCUUUUUUGCACACGGGACCAAAAAGAAAAAAAAAAGCGCUGCCUGUCUUAACUUUUCCUAUGUAUUUUACUAGAGCAAGGCAUGAGGGUAUACAAGUGUUCUGAGGGGGAGGGUGGUUCUCCUCUCCUCCAUUAUGGGGUACGUAGUUUCACAGACCUAUCCCCCAUGCGAUAUGUAGUUUCCAGAUGUUUCACGUUUUACAUUUCAGAGAUCAGUUUGCGAUGGUUUCCACUCAGCCUUUUGCACAAUAGGGCAGAGUUAGGGUCCUUAUCUCUCAUGUCAGUGUCUUAAAACAUACUUUGCUCUUGGGAUCUAUGAUGAACUUUAUCACUACUGUAGAAAGUCUUCUGUGUUUUUUCAUGAUAAAGAGUAUAGUGUUUUUUUAUAUUUUUUUUAUACCUUUCCUUUGAUAUUUUAUAAGAAAGUAAACCUCUCGUCUUGGUUUUGAUUAAGCGUUUUCCUAUACCAAGGGAUCAUUCAGAUGAACAAUGUAGCAGGUUCCUAGUCUGAGCCUUCCUCCCCUCCUCGCUUAGUGGGGUACAGCCCAAGUGGCACCCUAUUCCAUAUAUAGUGCACAAAAAUAGUGCACUAUAUAGGGAAUAGGGUGCCAAUUGGGGCGCAAACCCGAGUAGCGAUGGCCAGUUAACUGGAAGAACAACACUAAGAUUUGUUUUGCAUUUGUGAAGUCACCAGCAGCGGAAAAAAAGAUAGCAUUUUCUAAAUCACCAAAAAGCAUUUCAUGUACAAAAAAGGACCAUGUUUGUGUAUAGCAAUUGUGACAUGACGGCCAAUGAUGUGAUUUCCUUUCAUACUGUGCAAUGUUUGUGGCAAAUAGGGGUCACAUAUGGGAUUUAAAUAAAUAGUUGUUUUCUACAA
This is a messenger RNA of Coregonus clupeaformis (lake whitefish), 2345 nucleotides long. Its product is annotated as homeobox protein AKR-like. The record is from RefSeq and is a predicted model, not a curated record. Bases 289 to 1233 code for a protein of 314 amino acids. Gene Ontology annotation, biological process: regulation of transcription by RNA polymerase II. Gene Ontology annotation, molecular function: RNA polymerase II cis-regulatory region sequence-specific DNA binding; DNA-binding transcription factor activity, RNA polymerase II-specific. The transcript has 3 exons. Lineage: Eukaryota; Metazoa; Chordata; Actinopteri; Salmoniformes; Salmonidae.